AUGAUCACUUUAGCGUCUUUAUUGGCCGGCAUACCUUCUCCACCUUUGCGGUUUGCAAACGAACGAGGUCCCGAAGGAGGGGCACUGCGGUUCACACCCUCCAUUCCAUCAGACUCAGACCCAUCGUCAAAUCUGACUUGUUGUUUCUCGGUAGGUUCUGGCGCAACAGGUUGCUGUGCUGGUUCCGCUGGUUGUGCGCUGAAAUUUGGGUUCCUGAGCCUCUGGAUCUCGCCAAAAACACUCUGGAUAAACUCAAGCGUGAUUAUAUCGCCAAAAAGCGCGCUCAACUCCUCCAUAAUGUUCAUGGGGCUCUUGUCGUUGGAGAUCAACACUAGAAUAAACUCCGCAACAUACUCGGAAUCCUCCGUCACGUUCAUCUCCGCCAAUUUGGCGCUUAAUUCCUGCUUCAGAUGCUGGAACGUCUCUUCAGGAAGGACUCUGAUCUUGUAUAUUUUGUUGUUCAACCCAAGUCCCAGCUUCUCCUUGAUCUUCAGCUUGAAGCUGGGCUCUAUUGUGUUCGACAUUUCUGGAGACACUGCAACGUUGUUGACUGCAGUUUCUGAAGAUGCGGCACUAAAGCUGUUCACGACAGCUCCUGCACGGUCAUACGAGAUGUUUCUCACCGGCCCAAUGUACGGAACGCUGGGCGGAGGAGUGUCGUUUGUGCUGGAAUUACUCAGCGCAGCUUUUCUUGGGAUGUGGUACGAGCUUCGUCUGGACGACUUCUCUGUGCUUUCUAUAGUGCUCAAUGGCUGGUCCAGAGACCCCCAGAACCGGUUCCAGGCGGGUCCAUCUUCAAACGAGUUCAUUGAGUUGUUAUCAGUUUCGAGCAAAUUUUGA
This is a messenger RNA of Ogataea philodendri, 840 nucleotides long. RefSeq lists its product as uncharacterized. NCBI's taxonomy places the organism in Eukaryota, Fungi, Ascomycota, Pichiomycetes, Pichiales, Pichiaceae. The transcript has 3 exons. The record is from RefSeq and is a predicted model, not a curated record. The coding region runs from base 1 to 840 and encodes 279 amino acids.